Molecule: messenger RNA, 1239 nt
Organism: Saimiri boliviensis boliviensis (Bolivian squirrel monkey)
Lineage: Eukaryota; Metazoa; Chordata; Mammalia; Primates; Cebidae
Source: RefSeq, a predicted model, not a curated record
AUGUCGCGUGGCGCGCGGGAGCUCGGCGGCGUGGAGCCCCGGGGCGUCCGCUCGGCUUCCAGGCCCGCGGGUGCCGCCGCGCGCGCGCUGCCGUUCGUCAACGCCCUCGGCCCGCCCCCGCCGCAGCUCCACCAAUCGGAGCCGGGGGUCGGAGGUGAGGAGGCGUGGCCGGCCGAGGAAGCCGGGGGCCAGCGGCCGCCGGGCGUCGGGGUCCUGGGCCCGGGGAGAGCGAAGGGGUCGGGCGGGCCCCGGAGCGGCGCGGCUGGGAAGCUGGAGGCCAGGCGGGUACCGGCGGGGCGGGGCGGGGCGGGGCGGGGCGGGGCGGGCCGGCGUCUCCAUCCUCGGUCCCCUCGGCCGCCGCGCCGCCGCUCCGUGCGGUCCGCACCUCCGCGCCGCCGCCAAGGGCCCCAGUCCCCCGGGCGCCGCCGCUCGGCCCGUCGGUGCACAGCGCCUGGCGGCGUCUCGCUGCCCGUCUCACGCCCCGCGGCUCGUCGCCGCCCCGGGCACCGGCCGCCCCCUGGCUGGCGCCGCCGUCCCGCGGUGGACCGCCGUGGCCGUGCUGAGCCGCCGUUUGGGGACACCGGAUUCAGGUCGCGAGGGAGAAGGGAGUGUGACUUGACGGAGCGUGACGCGGAGAGCCUGGCCUGGCGCCCGGUUCUGCCUGAUGUCAGGCCGACGAGGGCGGCGGGGGAUGGUGGCCACGUAUCCCAACGAGAAAGAACCGCCCUGCUCUGGCGGGGCUCCUCCCUCCUCCCUGUGGUUCACGACCGUUCGGAACCUCAGGACGUGUUUGAAGCUGGCAGGACUCCCAGCCCCCGACGAUGGUCCGAGUGGAGGCAGCAGCAUCCAGUUUCUCCGUCGUCUUUAGGUUCUCCUUGUCUUUCUUUUCUUUCUUUUUUUGGCUUCUGACCAGAGAUUCGGUUCACAGCAAAGGUUCUGCUUUUCUUUGACUUUCUUAGUCUUUUUUUUCCCCCAUGUCUGUUACCCUCACAGUCUCUUUCGGGCUGAUUGAGUGCUGUUGUUUGUUACUGAGGAAGGAAAACAAGGGGUGAAUCACAGAACUGGGGUCGGCUGUCCCUAUUGCCCUGGAAUUGGGUUGUCCUGACUGGAUAAUUCAAACAUCAUUUUGAAAAGGUCAUCCUUUUACCAACUGAAACGAGUAACACCCCCGGUCAUUCUAUGCUAGUGAUUCUCCUGCCUGGCUGUAUGUUGUAAUCAUCUAGGGACCUUAAAAAAAAA